AUGCUAGCUAUAGUCGUCAUCCCCGCUCUUCUCAUAUUAUGGAUCAUUACAUCCAUUCGUCGCCAUAACAAGUCCGGCUUAAAAGACAUUCCCAAUGCUCAUUUCUCCGUCCCCUAUUCACGCCUGUGGCUGCUGUCGAUCCGAUGGCGAAAGAAGGAGAAUCGUAGCCGAAUCUACCUCCAUCGUCGCCUCGGUCCCGUCGUUCGGCUUGCACCCCGUGAAUUGAGUGUGAAUUGCGUCGAGGACGGGAUUCGCACCAUCUACAGCGCCAAGUUCGACAAAGAUGCGGACUUCUACCAUGCAUUAGUUGACCAGACCGGUUUCAUGGUCACGAUGAUCGGUAACGACGAGCACCGGAGGCGUCGACGGAUGCUUGCCCACCCCUAUUCCAAUUCGUACAUUACCAACUCUGGAACCAUCGACAAUAUCCUCUCUCGGGUGAAGCAUCGCCUCCAAGAAGGAAUGGCACAGUGGGCCAGCACUGGUGCCUCCGUCGACGUCUACAUGCAGGCAAAGUGCAGCAUGCUCGACGUUGUCACCGGCUUCCUCUUUGGUAGCGAGAACGCAACUGACACUCUCCUCGACCCGAGCUUUGAGAACGACCUCACCACGCUGACCCAAGCGACGACUAAAAACCUGCACGUGCGAACCAGCCUCGAGUGGCCGAUGUCCUAUUUCGCCAGCUGGAUUGGCGGCAACGUGCGGCCCGAUCCGGUGGCCAGGAGCCGAUGGGAAGAGUGGCUCACGCAAGUGAUCACCAACUCCUACCGGAGCCACCCCACCAAGCCGUCUUCCACCGCGAGCCUGUACGACCACUUUUACGAUAAUUUCAAGGCCGCCGAUCCCGAGAUGUCUCUGAACGAUAUGGCAUCUUUCAUCGCGGUAGAGUGCGACGACCAUCUUUCCGCGAGCCACAUUGGCCUGGGAAUCCUCUUGUCAUAUACCAUGUACGAGCUCUCACGCGCUCCUCACUGGCAGCACGCGCUCCGGAAAGAGCUCGGCACUCUGAACGAACCGAGCGAGUUAAGCUUGGCCCAUCGCCUUCCAAAUUUACGGGUGCUGGACGCCGUCGUGACCGAGACCAUGCGCACCCGUGCCCCCUGUCCGGGCCCCUUUCCUCGGCUCGUGCCGGAGUCAGGUUGCCGGCUCGUGGGGAAGUUCGACGUCCCCGGCGGCACCGUCGUCAGCUCCUCCGCCUGGGCCCUCCACUUUAAUCCUGACCCCUUCCCGGUUCCAGAUGAAUGGCGACCGCAACGGUGGUUGGAAGCAGACGAGAAGACGGAAGUGGAGAUGCGGAAGUGGAUUUGGACGUUUGGGAGCGGCGCGCGGGUGUGCAUUGGGACUCAUUUCUCCGCGCGUGUGAUGAAAGAGCUUCUGAUUACCAUUUACUCAAAUUAUGAGACUUUGCUGGAUGAGGAAUUUACAGAAAGUGUGGAACAGGAGGAUGUCUUCUCGUCGUCGCCUCUUGCAGGUCGUAUUCAGCUCAAAUUUCGUCGUCUCACACAACCCGAUACCAUGGUAGUAGCAUAGGUAGCAUAGCAGUCACCAUGAUGUAGUUUGGUAGGUAAGAUCUUACGUAGGUAGUUAGCGCCUACUAUCAUAGCGACGCUCUUGCCAUAGAAGAAUGAAUCAUCC
Mollisia scopiformis is the source of this 1635-nucleotide messenger RNA. Its product is annotated as putative benzoate 4-monooxygenase cytochrome P450. NCBI's taxonomy places the organism in Eukaryota, Fungi, Ascomycota, Leotiomycetes, Helotiales, Mollisiaceae. The record is from RefSeq and is a predicted model, not a curated record. The coding region runs from base 1 to 1530 and encodes 509 amino acids. The transcript has 3 exons. Gene Ontology annotation, molecular function: heme binding; monooxygenase activity; iron ion binding.